This is a messenger RNA of Saxophila tyrrhenica, 2079 nucleotides long. RefSeq names its product Potassium transporter (gene KCH1). Lineage: Eukaryota; Fungi; Ascomycota; Dothideomycetes; Mycosphaerellales; Extremaceae. Gene Ontology annotation, cellular component: plasma membrane. The transcript has a single exon. Gene Ontology annotation, biological process: potassium ion transmembrane transport. The coding region runs from base 1 to 2079 and encodes 692 amino acids. Gene Ontology annotation, molecular function: potassium ion transmembrane transporter activity. The record is from RefSeq and is a predicted model, not a curated record.
AUGGGCUGCUUUGGAGGAGAAAGAGAAAAGGGCCCGCCCGAGCACAAGCAAAAGUGGGAGUUCAUCAACCUCUCCGACUUCAAGAGCCGAUCAUGCUGGACGCCAAUCGCAUACUUCUGGCUGUGGUGCAUGGCCUUCGUCAGCAUCGCAGUCUACGGAGUCGACACCUUCACAGCCGUCAACCUGCUGGUCUUUGACAAGUGGAGCUCGCAGGUCGACCCGUGGAUACCCUUCCAAUACAGCAAGUGGAUCUUUGCGAUAUGCAUCCUGCUAUCCUGGGCUCUGUGCAUCUACGAAUGGCUGCGAGCGAUCAGAGUCAUCAAAAGAGGUGGUGUGGCGGCAAGCUACAUGGACCCGCUGGGCGCCUCUUUGCAGAGCAUGAGACCGAAGGGCUGGAAAAGGUUCCUGGUCUUCACGGAACUCACGAAGAGCAAGAAGGGCACCGACUACGUCGCCUUCUUCGUAUACUUCGCAUUUCAAGGAGCCCUCCGGGUCAUCAUCUGCGAAGGCCCAAGACAAGUCGUCAACGGGCUGACCAUCGGCUCGCUGUUCGAGUCGAAACUCAUCAAUCAGAAGGCCACGCAAGACAAGGAACCGCUGGAUCAAUUCUUCCUCAACAUCAAAGCUCUGGCGGACGAGAACCUUCAGCAGGUCCUCAUUCUGGGGUCUAUGCUGUUCACCCUCAUCAUCUGGAUCUUCAGCGCCAUCUGCUUGGCGAUCGCCGCCAUCUUAUACCUUGUCUUCCUGUGGCACUACAUCCCACAGCGCGACGGAAGGCUGAGGAUUUAUUGCCGAAGGAAGAUUGAUCGGAGAUUGGAGAGAAUCGUUGAAGAGAGGACACGGGAUGCGAUUGAAGAAGAGAACAAGCAGAAGGAGAAGGAGGAGUGGAAGGCGGAAAUGAAGAGGCAGAAGACCGGGGAGCUUGCACCACCCGCGCCUCCGAAGAUCGCCAGGCAACCGACCUUGCCUCAGUUGGGUGAGACACCGAAGCUUGAGCAAGAAGCGAAGAUGUCGGAGGGUGGCCUGCAGCGGCAAGAUACCAGUACCACCGUCUCGACAUUGCCGCGUUACACCAGCCGGCCUUCCACAAGCCAGGGGAUGCAGAGGCAGCCUACUGUACCCGAUCUUGCUUCUGGUGGCGACCGCCCGACAAUGUCCCGAAAUGCCUCUGGAUGGAGUGAAGUGAGCUGUGAGUCCGAUGCACCUCUGCUGCCGAAUGCUGGCUACGCCGGGGAAGGCGGGAGGGCAUCGCCAGCUCCCACGUACUACUCUCGCCAGGACUCCAAUGCGUCCUUCAACCGGCGGCCAGCGCCUGGUCGCAACAUGUCGCAGAGCACUCAAGCCUCGCAGCGCUCUUUUACUCCGGUGAGCCGGGUAAACACGCCCGGGUCUGAGCGAUCUUUCACGCCGAUGAAUCAGAGGCCACCCAUGCCAGGCGUACGCUUUCCUGUAAGAUCAAACACCGGCUUCAGCUUCGACCGGGACCAGCGCUCUGCUUCAAGCCCGAUCUCACCACCCGACGUCUACGGACGCCCUAUGGUACCUACCAUGCGCUCAGCAACAGAGCCACCCCGUGCCUCUGGACUCUCACGCGAGGACAGCAAUACGUCGUACUUCAACCGCCCCGUAGCCGGGACACCAGCCCCCGGCAUCGAGCGCAAACCCACAUUCGGCAGCCUACACAGCCACAAUUCCUCCUUCAGCAGACCUAUCCCACGCAACCCGAGCCAAGCGAGCAGUUUCCACCGCCCCUGUUCGCCGGAGAACGCGCCUCCCGCGACGAAUAGCUACGAGAUGACUUCGCAACCUUCGUACACUCCAGCUCCCAGGGCGACGAGCGGCGCCGGUGGGUACGUGGCGUUCAACCCCGGCAUGCACAAAGCUUCAUCGACACCUGCCCCGCAGCAAGCGCAGGGCGUGCCGCCGAGAGCCGCUACGGCGCCGAAUUCGAAUCGGUUGACGACGGGGUAUGCAGAUAUCUUGGACGAUUAUGGGGGCGGGGAGGAGGACAGGGGGCCACCUCCAAGGUCGUACACUGCUGGGCCUGCACAUACGCCGGGUUGGCAGGGGAGGUUCUAG